Messenger RNA from Leucoraja erinaceus (little skate), 7265 nucleotides. RefSeq lists its product as uncharacterized. The record is from RefSeq and is a predicted model, not a curated record. NCBI's taxonomy places the organism in Eukaryota, Metazoa, Chordata, Chondrichthyes, Rajiformes, Rajidae. The coding region runs from base 1005 to 7265 and encodes 2086 amino acids. The transcript is spliced from 5 exons.
GGUAAGAACCCGAGGGGCACUGUUUCACACAGAGCGUGGUGGGUAUAUGGAAUGAGUUGCCAGAGGAGGUAGUUGAGACAGGUCCUAGAACACCAUUUAAAAGACAUUUGAACAGGUUCGUGGAUAGGAAAAGUUUGGAGGGAUAUGGGCCAAAAGCAGGCAGGUGGGAAUAGUGUUGAUGGUCCAUCGUGGUCGGUAUGGGCAAGUUGGGCCGAAGGGGCUGUCCCCAUGCUGUAUGACUUCAUUAAUGCGAUGGCUGCUUAGAGUGACAAUAAGGAUGCCUUGGGAAAGUUGCUAUCUUCAUGUAUCCGCAACUCCUAAUCACCUCUUCCUGUCACCUAAUCCAACACUUAACUUUUCCUAAGCUCUCCUACAACAUGGCCGCACUUCCUGUGGUGCCUCUUUUGGGUUUGACUCAUCUACGUUAAGAAGAACUAAAGAAGUGGGAGCAAGUGCUGGUCAAUGAGCUUCUAGAAGCUGCUCCACUGUUCAAUAAGAACAUUGCUGACCUGACCUUGGCCUCCACUCUAUUUUUCAGCCUCUUCCCCAUAAUUCUCAAUUCGCCCGCAAACCAGAAAUCUGUCAUCUCGGUCUUGAACAUAUUUCAGCUUCAUCGCUAUGUCAAAGAAAGGGUGGCGCAGUGAUAGUUGCUGCCUGCAGCGCCAGGGACCCGGUUCAAUCUUGACGACGGAUGCUAUGUGUGCGGAGUUUGCACAAGGAUUCACGCCACUGUUGACUCGAACAAAUGCAGUCAAUGCUCUAUCAGAAAGAACUCCAAACUUCCAGAGGAGACUUCGCUGCUGACUGAGAUGCGCCGCUCCCUCCGGCUCUCGGGAGAAAGAUGAGUGCGUUUAAAAUCCCAAGUAUUUUAAGAAGACAUCACAAAAAACAUAUCCAGCCUAUUCUCUUCGAAUAAAUCACCCGAGGAAGAAAACCCAGAGGAAAACGCAUCCCAGACUGGCGGACCUGUGCAGAAGGAAACUACAGAAAGCCCAGCAGAUAGAAUGGCUUUUUCUGACUCUGCAACUAAGUUGCUAACUGACUUUGCAAAGGUUUUCCAGACUUCUGUGGAUCAAGAACAUCCGUCCUCUUCAGAAAAACCAAGAACUGAUGAAAAUGUUGCAUUAACCUCAGAUAAUGCAUCUAAUAUUAUGACACAGCCAGAAGAUGGAAUUCUGCGGAAACUGGGAAGUUUUUUCAACAGGACACCAAAAUUACAGCCAUUAGCCCCCCCCGAAAGUAAAAACGGGAGCAGCCGAGGAUUGAGCACGACAAAUCAAUACGGAGCCCGCAAGUCUAAUCGGAAAGAUUAUCCAAAAAAGAAGCCUUUUCGUGAACAAGUUACACAGGUUAUUGACAAUGAUGGCAAAGGAACUGAUAGAAACACACUGGAGACAAGUCGCCCUCCGAGCUCUUCCACGGAGAACAGAUUUGUACGUUCACAGCGAAGUGACUUGGAUAAAUUGAACAGUGUUCCUCCCAAAGCAAGCAAAAUAAAUUCAUCCUUGCCAGGACAAUACAUGGAAAAUGGAGGAAUGGAGGAAAAACUUAAUGCCACACCUCCUACCACGGAUUCCACAACCUACCGAAAACUCAGUGGAAGCAAUUUGAUGGAAAGAGAGGAGGGUUCAAACAAGAAAAACUCUGACGGAAAAAUCGAACACAGAGAAAAUAAUCAGCAGGUGUUAGAAAAUGGAGCCCUUGAAUCGGCUAAUUCUGAGAUUGGACUCGGAGCAUUGCUCCCACCAGUCACCACUUAUUCAACUUAUCACGGAGCAAGGAGGAUGAAAAGGAGGAGGUCAAAGAUGAGAGUAUUUAUACCAAUCAACGCCCCAAUCUCUGAAGUAGAUGAAAAGAAUGCAGGUGUAUUGGAUGAUGAGCAAAUUACAAAUCGAGUGCAAGAAGAGACUAACCAAGAUAGCACAACCGUGACUGGGCACCUAAUGCCUCUGGUGGAUGUGAUACCCUUUACAAAUCAUGCUGGUGAGAAGGACGGAGCCCACCCAGGGAGAUUCUCUUCAAAUGAAGCUGGGUUAGUGAUAGGCACAACUACAGAAAAUGAUAAACCCGCACAACAAACCUCUCUCAGUGUCGUGAGCAGAGAUGUAGCGGUGACUGGCCAACAAAAACAAGAAACGGCAAAGGUGGGAAGUGGAGGUAGCACAUUGAGAACAGACACACUAAACACCACCAAGGAGCGAGCAUUCAAGUCGGAUGCACCGCAGUCAAACGCAACUGGCAAGAGCAUCCCAGCUGACUCGGAAGAAUAUUGCACUCCAGCAGGUCCUGCAACAGUUUUAAAGUUGGAUGAUGCAGGAAAGCGGGCUGAAAAGACUGAACUUGUGGAGAAAGGACUGACACAGGAAACAACAAAGAACAUUACUUCUGCUCAGACAAAAAUUGUCUGUGUAACAGAGCCAGUGGAAACAGUCCAUGUGAGCAGCGGGGUAGAUAUGCCACAAAUGUUACCCAGUGGCGCUGGUGAUAACUAUGACCAACAGUUGGAAGAUGUCUGCAGGACUCGGACAUAUAAACACACAAUGGUGUCAGAUACCUUUGAAAUGCAGAGCAGCAAAGUGGGCAUUCCUGCCAAUGGCAUACAAAUACAAUCUCAAAUAAAGGACAAUGCAACAGGGAUAUCUACUGGGAAACUUAUAACCGAAAAAGAAAAUGAGAUCGAGAAACCAUCAGGUCCUCCAAACAUCCAAACCAUGCAAAGGAAACAAGAAGCCAUUAUUAAACAUGCCGAUGAUGAACAAUGUCCUGAAGUUUUGGAAAAGCUAAUGAGUAGGAAUUCAUCCACUGCUGAAUUAAUGCAUGAAACAAAAAUUGUAGAGAGAGAUACCAGUGCUAAUACAGACAACAAAUCAUCAAAGACAACAGGUGCAAUUGUUUCAGAAAGAGCUUCGGGUGUGAUAAAUUCAGCUGGAAUUAACGGUACUGAAGCUAUUUCAACGGUGGAACCUCAGACGACAGCAGAAGGGACCAAUGUACAGACGGAGAAAUCGUUCUACAUUCAAAACCCAGACCUCCUGCUGAAAACCCCUUCUGAGAAAGAACAUGAGCACCCCUCAGAAUCCCUCCUGAGCAACCAGGACUCUUCGCCUGAACCCGAGGUUUCUAGAGGACCCAGGCUUUCCAUACCAAACGAGAGUGUCUUCUACAGGUACUAUCAAGAAACAGCAGAUGCGUUAUUGGCUCGGGAAAAUAAACACUCACUUGCAAAUAGUGAGAUUAUUGCCGACUCAGCGGACAAAGAAAAUCAAUUUGCUGGGGAAAUGCAGGACCAAAGUAAAGCAUUUGAUUUUAGUCAAACACAGGACGGUAACAAUGAGAAAGCCAAGGAACCAAGCACCACCUUUAGCCCAUCAGAAAACAAUGUGUGGUACAGAUGUUUUCAACAAAGUGCUCGCUUGUCAAACACGGGGGAAAAUGCACAGUCUGACAGGAUCAGUGAAGCACAUCUGGAGAACAGAGAGGCCAAGGAAAUCAUACACUCAACAAAGCCAUUUGCUUCAGCAACUAAUUCUGCUACUGGAGUAUUUCAAGACACGUCACGGGAAUACGCAUUGAAUGAUUUCAAAACGCAAGAUGAAGAAACACCAAAAGAGAUUAAAAAUAUUGAUAACGACAAAUCCAGGUUGCCAUCUUCAGUCGAAGCAGAAAGUAAAGAGUCUGUCUUAAAGAUAAGUGCUAAGGACAAAGAAAUCUCCAUUCAAUCAGAGGCAGAAUUAACAAGAGAUGUGUGCACAGUAGAUACUCGGCCAGUAGAAACAAAUAGCAGUGACACUUUGAAAGAAAAGGCAGAAGCGGCAGAGAAGUUGAUAUAUUCAGCAAUGCCAGGAACACCAUGUACCAAGCAAAGUACAACAGAUAUCAACGAGAAUGUCACUACAGAGGAUAGUCUUACAAAUCCAAAUACAAUUGUGGACGUAAAGGAUACUAUUGAUGAUGUUGAAGUGAAAGAAAAUAAAGAUAAAUUGGAUAGGCGUCACACUUUUGAAGAGAUGGCUAAGGAAGUAGAGGAGGAAGUACACGUUGGUGGGAUGAUGCAGGAAAGGUUAGAGGAAUCUAUAAAUAACGUGAUACACAGUGCUGCAGAAGAAGAUAAAACCAUGUCUAUAGUAACACAGGACAAAGUUUCUGAAUAUGUUCCCUUGGUCCAGAAUGCUGCUGAGAAAGAUGACUCAGUGGUGAUCGAUUUAACUGAGGAUAGCACAGGGUUGUUACCUAAAUUGUCAUCGGACAGUAAUCUUGUACCUAGACACGCUAUUGAAAAAAUAACUGGCCAGGGGGCAAGUACAGGUCUUUUGAAACUUGCCGCAAGUCACGCACCUGUGAUUACUGAGUCAGUCUUCAAAGCAGGUGAGGGCAAAGUGGACACUGAACAAGCACAAACACAGCAGCCGAGGGAAGGAACAGAACUGAGGGGGGAGUUGACAACACCUGUGGUUGGUGCAGAGGAUUCCUGGCCAGAAACAUCUCCAAAAGUAACAAAAAUGGAAAAUCACCUUAGCGAUUCUAUGGACCGGGAAUUAAAAGGAAAACUGGCAGAGAAAAGUAGUAUUAUUGAACCGGAAGGGAUUACUGUCUUGCUGAGAUCAGAUUCUGCAUCAACACAAUCAGAUGAUACCCAGAGCAACGUAGUUGCUGAUUUUGAAAUCAAAGGAUCAAACUCUAAAGAAGAAAAUAAUUUUCAAUCAGAUUCUGUCAAGUUAGGGUUCGGGAUGUCCACACUCAUUGGUGACCAGGGAAAGCCCAUACACCAAAACAUAACACUCAAGAAAGAUGGAACAAGGACAGCUUCUGGGGUAAAGACCACGCCCAUCUAUCCAUUACUAGAUUUAAUUGAACCAUUGAACAAAAUCGGGCAAGAAAUGAUUCCAGAACAGGAACCGACCCGCAAGGGGACAGAAGCAAUCUCUCCUAUACUUGGAGAAGCCCAGCUGCCUUUGCCAGUCUCUGUCACGCGAUCAGAAGCAAAAUCAGUUAUGGAUCAUAUAUAUUCCCCUGAAGCGGUAACACCACAUGCCCAGCAGAGUCAUACUGUCUUCAGUGAAGAAGCUGCCACAGUAGAAACGGAUUCAGAUCCCGCAACUAUUGCCCGCUUAAAGGAUGCUGCUGAAAAUGCAGAUUUAGAAAAAGACACAACAAGCGACACAACCAAAGCAUUGCCUGAGAAAUUGGUGAAGGCGGUGCAGUUUGGUGAAGUGCAAGAGAAAGAGGUGCAGCCAGAGGUAAAACAGCAGUCUGAAAAUACCACCAUGUUCAUCUGUGAAGGAGAGAGUGAAGACUCGUCUCUGAUAACACAGGGAACUGUUUCUGAAUACAUUCCUGCUGUCCAUGUUGAUCAUGAGAAAGAUAGAUCAAUGACAGAUGGAUCAGAUGGGGAAGGCUUCAAAUCAGCACCUUUUUUACCAUCCAACACUAGUUUGGGAAGUACAGCUCCUCAUCAUGAUGUAGCAAACCAGAAGCCACGUACAGAUGCCCUUGGCAUCUCAGAAUCCGAGCUUAAAGCAGGUGAGGGCCUCGUGAAUGAUAGUCUGGUACAACCACAACAGCCUGUAAAAGAAACAGAACUAAAAACUGAGCUAGAAAACAAUGAGGUUAGUGCACAAGAUACCCGGUCAGAAACAUCUUCAACAACAACACAAUCGGACGUUCCAGACACUGAUCCUUUGGACCAUGGAUUGGCAGCAGUAGUGUCAGAGCAACCUCCUAUUGUUGAUCCAGCGCAAAGUAGUGCUGUUUUUAGAAGUGAUUCUGCAAUAUCGACCCCUUCCAGAAGUACGAUGGCUGAUUUUGAGGCAAAUGCAGAGCAUCCCCAGAACAAAAGCAAACGUAAAUCACUUUCUGUUCAGCUAAGGAUAACUCAGCAGGGCCGGUUAGCCUGCCAGGGCAAGUCAGAAGAUGGAACACGGACAGUUUCUGCAAUCAAGGCCAGCUCCAACUACAUAUUACCAGAACUAUUACAUCCAGCGAAUGAAAUGGAACACAGAAGGAUACAAAAAGUGACACUGACUGACAAGGAGAUAGAAGCAAAUACUCAGAGACUUGGUGAAACCCGACUGCCAUUGUCCAAUUCCGGGGCAGCUUUUCAGGGUGACUUGGCCAUUGUAUCUGAUGCACAGUCAGCCGUGGAUCACAUGUCCUCCCCUGACUUGGUCACACCACGUACCCAGUACGGUAAUACUAUUAUCGCAAAGGAGGACACCACGAAAGAAACAGGUUCAGAUUUGAUUUCUAGAUCAAAGGCUGCUACUGAAGAUGUUGAUUUGAAACGGGACACAAAUAACCUGAUUGUAAAUAAUGAAGCUGAAUACACACCUCUGGAAUUAGAGAAGAGAGGGCAAGUUAGCGGCAUGCAAGGGGAAAAGAAGAUAUCUUCAGAGGUACAAAUCUGCACCAUGUUCAUCGAUGAAGGAGAGAAUCAAGCCUCAUCUCUGAUAACACGGGGAGAUAUUUCUGAAUCCAUCCACACAGUUCUCGAUGCUAAUGAUGAAGGUGGCUCAACGACACCAGAGUCACAGGAGGAAAGUUUCAUAUCAGCGCCUUUAUUGUCUGUGGAGACAAAUUGUACAGCUACAGACCCUAAUCAAGACCAAACAAGUCAGGAGCCAAGUACAGUUCUCUUAAAUCCUACAUCUGCAGUUAAUCUCCCUGGCAUCACAGAGUUGGUGCCUAAUGCAGGGAAGGACAAUAUGCAUGAUGGUCAGUUGCAAACACAACAGCCUGCAGAAGGAACAGAACAGAGAACUGAGUCGAGAAGCAUUGCAGUUGCUGAAGAGGAUUCAUGGGCAGAAACAUCUUCCAAAAUGGCCAAUCACUACAUCAAUUCUGUGGGCCAAGAAUCGGUAGGAAAUGUUUCAGAGGAAUGUAAUAUUAUUGAUACAGCUCAGAGCAUUGCCUGGUCAGGAACCGAGUCUGCAAUAUCAACCCAUUCAAAUUAUUUUCAAGAAAAUAUAUUUGAUGAUUUUGAGGAAAGCCAAUCCAAUCCGUUUGCUGAUUCCCCAUAUAUAGAAGGGGAAGAAACCCAGAUAAUUCCUGAAAUGCAAAAGACGUUUGAUCUUGAACAUGAACAUAUAACAAAUACAUAUGAUGGUGGUGAUAACAUGGAAUAUAGUGAUGAAUAUUUUGACUAUGAGAAUGAAAUAGAACAGGAAGCAUUAAUCCUCGAUACAUCAUUGAGCCACAGCUGCAGAAGAAGGAACUUCUAUCCUUUAUCUUUACCGCCAAUAUAUGAGGAACCCGGAUUUAGAAGCUGA